AUGUCAUAAUCAACAUUGUUAUGAUGACAGGACAUAAAAGGUACCAACGAGAUGAUGACUCAGCGUAUAUUGACAAUAUUUCACGGACAUGAGAUCAGUAAUUUGGUCGUCGUGCAGUUUGUUCUCAAGUCCAAUGAAGAGGCCAAGGUAUGGGCAGACAACAUCACGAAAGUGUCGUACGAACUUAAAUACCGACAUUUAUCUCCGCUGUCUAUUAUGAGGAAACAGUGGAAGCGUAUUUAUCUUCCAAUCAACAACAAAGGUUUGAUUCCCGUCAGAAGGCUGGUGAAAAGUUUUACUUCCGAUCGAAACGAGAAAGUGGUUUUACAAAAGUUGAAAACCUGCGGAUUAAUUUAUGGAAAAAAAGACGAAAUCAGCCAAUCAGAAUUCUCGUUUGAGUUUUAUCAAAAACUUUACAAUAAGAUGUGUUCGAGGGGGGACGUGGAAAAUAUAUUCCAUGAGAUGUAA
Ciona intestinalis (vase tunicate) is the source of this 468-nucleotide messenger RNA. NCBI's taxonomy places the organism in Eukaryota, Metazoa, Chordata, Ascidiacea, Phlebobranchia, Cionidae. The record is from RefSeq and is a predicted model, not a curated record.